Messenger RNA from Symbiodinium natans, 600 nucleotides. The record is from the annotation of a GenBank genome assembly. NCBI's taxonomy places the organism in Eukaryota, Dinophyceae, Suessiales, Symbiodiniaceae.
AUGGCCUUUGCCGAGCCGCGCCUGCCACCGCUGCCGCCGGUGUUCAUCACGGUCGAUGCAAAGUCGCCCGACUCCGAGGACAUCUUCCGUCGCGCCACAGUACGUCGCUCCAGGAGCUUCUCCGGCUACGCACCUUUCGGGCGCAGCGACGCUGAGCCGGAGCUUCCUUCGAGCUGCGACGCAGACCCAGCAAGUGCCACUGCAGACCCCGUGGUGUGGCCGGACACCGAUGAGGAUGCAGUGGUGGGCUGCUCUGAGGCGUCGCCCGGUUACAUGAGAUGCUUCUCAGCGCUCACCUUAUCGACGGGCAAGGACCUUGACGUGGACCCCUCCGUGAAAGUCGCCCUAGAUCUCGAAAGUGCUAUUCCAACACCACAUGGGAAGCAGGAAGUCGUCGCCGUUCAUUCGGGUGCGCAGGCCUCGCGGGAGAACAGGAAGAAGCGUGGCCGAACACGGAAGCACCGCCCCCAAGACCCAGAUCCGCACCCGACCGCGGGCACAUCGACGUCAGUGCUGCAGGCCCAGCGUGCUGCUGCCACUGUCUUGAACAAAGUUCGAGCCCUCAUGGCUGCGAAUCGGCUGCGGUCUUCCCGCAAUUAG